Molecule: messenger RNA, 3705 nt
Organism: Phyllostomus hastatus (greater spear-nosed bat)
Lineage: Eukaryota; Metazoa; Chordata; Mammalia; Chiroptera; Phyllostomidae
Product: zinc finger protein 345-like
Exons: 4
Coding region: 159-3395 (1078 amino acids)
Biological process (GO): regulation of DNA-templated transcription
Source: RefSeq, a predicted model, not a curated record
UUGUCUGUUCUCAGGAUCCCCUCACCUGUCAGAGGCGGCUCAGCUUUGGUUCCCGGAAAAGAUGCUCAUGAUAAAAAAUGACAGAGUCCUGGUCUCUGCCAAGCAAAGGCAAUUGUGAGGCUCCGUGACUCUGCCCAGGUGAACGUACCUCCUCCAGGAUGGGGACUCGGGUGUCCGGCUCCCCCUCCUCACCUGCUGCUCCCACCUGGCUCCACCCACAGAGUCCUCUGGUCGUGGGUACCUUGAGGUGCCUGGCCGAGGUUUCUGUAACCUUUGAGGAUGUUGCAGUGUAUUUCUCCAGGACAGAAUGGUGCCUCCUUGAUGAGGCUCAGAGAUGCCUGUACCUCGAUGUGAUGCUGGAGAACUUUGGUCUUAUAUCUUCGUUUGGUUGCUGCUGUGGAACAGAGGAUGUGGAGGCACCCUCUGAACAGAGCGUUUCUGUAAGAGUCUCAAAAGCGAAGAAUCCCAAGACAGCUUUGUCUUCCAAGAAGAGCCACCCCUGUGAGAGUUGUGGACCAGUCUUGAGAGAUAUUUUCUUCUUGGUUGACCAGCCAGGAACACAACAUGGUUCGACACUGCUGAGGUGUGGGGCAUGUGAAAAACCAUUUUAUUUCAGUGCACAGAGUCACCAGCACCAGGAGCAGGACACAACAAAGUAUUGUUUCAUAAGCAGUGUGGACAAGGCCUUCCUUGGAAAGAGCUGCAAUUUCCAUAUGUCAUGGAAGCCUCGUACCUCUAGUCAGGUUGGAAAAGAUCUCCUCAUCAGCUCAGAACCCCUCAAGCAACUGGCUACUCACAACAUACACAGGGCAAACGAAAUCUCUAAGUCUGGAAUGACUUUUGAAAGUACAGAAAAUUACUAUACUGCAAGAGAAUGCCAGAACGCCAUUGGCUGUAAUCACAUGGUUGUUGAAGACCAGGAAUUCCUGACAGGAAGACAGUGUUUUCUGUGUUGUGAAUGUGGAAAAUCUUUUACCAAUAGCUCUGCACUCUAUGAUCAUCACAGAGUUCACACUGGGAAAAAGUCUUAUGAAUGUGAUGAAUGUGGAAAAAUUUUUAAGAGGAAAUAUGACUUUAAAUGUCAUCAGAGAGUUCAUACUGGAGAAAGGCCUUAUGAGUGCAUUGAAUGUGGAAAAUGUUUUACCAGUAGCUCUGCCCUUUGUUAUCAUCAGAGAGUUCACACUGGAGAAAGGCCUUAUGUGUGCAGUGAAUGUGGGAAAUCUUUUACCAGUAACUCCGCCCUCCGUUACCACCAGCGAGUUCACACUGGAGAAAGGCCUCAUGAGUGUAGUGAAUGUGGGAAACAUUUUGCCAGUAGCUCUGCCCUUCGUUACCAUCAGCGAGUUCACACUGGAGAAAAGCCUUAUGAGUGCAAUGAAUGUGGGAAAUCUUUUACCAGUAGACCUUCCCUCCAUGAUCAUCAGAGAGUUCACACUGGAGAAAAGCCUUAUGAGUGUGGUGAAUGUGGGAAAACUUUUAGGAGGAUAUAUUACUUUAAUUGUCAUCGGAGAGUUCACACUGGAGAAAGGCCUUAUGAGUGCAGUGAAUGUGGGAAAUCUUUUACCAGGAGCUCUGUCCUUCAUAAUCAUCAGAGAGUUCACACUGGAGAAAAGCCUUAUGCGUGUGGCGAAUGUGGGAAAUCUUUUAAAAGGAAAUAUUACUUUAAUUGUCAUCAGAGAGUUCACACUGGAGAAAAGCCUUAUGAGUGCAGUGAAUGCGGAAAAUCUUUUAAGAGGAGAGAAAACUUUAAUUCUCAUCGGAGGCUUCACACUGGUGAAAGACCUUAUGAGUGCAGGGAAUGUGGGAAAUCUUUUACCAUCAGCUCUGCCCUUCUUAAGCAUCACAGAGUUCACACUGGUGAAAGACCUUAUGAGUGCAGUGAAUGUGGGAAAUGUUUUACCUAUAGCUCUGACCUUCGGUGUCAUCUAAGAGUUCACACUGGAGAAAGGCCUUAUGCAUGUGGUGAAUGUGGGAAAUCUUUUACCAGUAGCUCUAUUCUUCAUAUUCAUCAGAGAGUUCAUACUGGAGAAAAACCUUAUGAGUGCAGUGAAUGUAAGAAAUGCUUUAGACAAAGAUCUGCCCUUAGUUAUCAUCAGAGACUUCACACUGGAGAAAGGCCUUAUGAGUGCAUAGAAUGUGGGAAAUCUUUUACCAGUAGCUCUGCCCUCCGAUACCAUCAGCGAGUUCACACUGGAGAAAGGCCUUAUAAGUGCAGUGAAUGUGGGAAACAUUUUACCAGUAGCUCUGCUUUCCGUUACCAUCAGCGAGUUCAUACUGGGGAAAAGCCUUAUGAGUGCAAUGAAUGUGGGAAAUCUUUUACCAGUAGCUCUGCCCUCCAUGACCACGAGAGAGUUCACACAGGAGAAAGGCCUUAUGAGUGCCUUGAAUGUGGGAAAUCUUUUAUCAGUAGUGCUUCCCUCCAUGAUCAUCAGAGAGUUCACACUGGGGAAAAGCCUUAUGAGUGUGGUGAAUGUGGGAAGUCUUUUAGGAGAAUAUAUUACUUUAAUUGUCAUCGCAGAGUUCACACUGGAGAAAGGCCUUAUAAGUGCAGUGAAUGUGGGAAAUCUUUUACCAGGAACUCUGCCCUCCAUGAUCAUCAGAGAGUACACACUACAGAAAAGCCUUAUGAGUGCAGUGAUUGUGGGAAAUCUUUUAGAAGGAAAUAUCACUUUAAUUGUCAUCAGAGAGUUCACACUGGAGAAAGGCCUUAUGAAUGCACUGAAUGUGGAAAAUCUUUUACCUGUAGUUCUUACCUUAUUUGUCAUCAGAGAGUUCACACUGGAGAAAAGCCUUAUGAGUGCACAGAAUGUGGGAAAUCUUUUACCUGUAGUUCUUACCUUAUUUGUCAUCAGAGAGUACACGCUGGAGAAAAGCCUUAUGAGUGCAGUGAGUGUGGGAAAUCUUUUAAGAGGAAAGAAAACUUUAAUUCUCAUCAGAGGCUUCACACUGGCGAAAGACCUUUUAAGUGCAGUGAAUGUGGGAAAUCUUUUACCAUGAACUCUGCCCUUCGUAAGCAUCACAGAGUUCACACUGGCAAAAGGCCUUAUGAAUGUGGUGAAUGUGGGAAAUGUUUUGCCUAUAGCUCUGACCUUCGGUGUCAUCUGAGAGUUCACACUGGAGAAAGGCCUUAUGAGUGUGGUGAAUGUGGGAAAUCUUUUACCAGUAGCUCUGUUCUUCGUAUUCAUCAGAGAAUACAUACUGGAGAAAGGCCUUAUGAGUGCAGUGAAUGUGGGAAAUCUUUUUCCACUCGGAAUGGUUAUCGUUGUCAUCAGCGCAUUCACACUGGUGAAAGACCUUAUGAGUGUAGUGAAUGUAAGAAAUGUUUUAGACAAAGCUCUUCCCUUAUUCAACACUAUAGAGUUCAUUCGGGAGGAAAACCAUAUGAGAGCAGUUAAUGUGGAAAAAUAUGAGUAGUUCUGCCUUUUGUCAUCAUUGAAAUGUUUACAUUGGAUAAAGACUUUUUAAAUGCAGUAAAGUUCGGAAAUCUUUUACCAGUAAUUUGGUAUUAUCAGAGUUUACAAAGGGAAUAGGCUUUAUGAGUGCUUUGAAUAUAGGAUAUCCUAUAGCUGUAACAGUCACCCAAAUUAUCAUGAAUAGUUCACAAAAAAGAAAAGCCUUAUGAGUGGAGUGAAUGUGGGAAGUGGGUUUCUUUUUUUUUUUUCCUUCAGUUUUCUUCAAAAAAAAAUUUUUGCUUAUUAUUUAGAG